Molecule: messenger RNA, 1762 nt
Organism: Cajanus cajan (pigeon pea)
Lineage: Eukaryota; Viridiplantae; Streptophyta; Magnoliopsida; Fabales; Fabaceae
Product: RNA-binding (RRM/RBD/RNP motifs) family protein
Biological process (GO): regulation of translation
Cellular component (GO): nucleoplasm; chromatin
Molecular function (GO): mRNA binding
Source: RefSeq, a predicted model, not a curated record
AUGGUAGGGUUAAAAAAUUUCCGUUGAUGAAGUUAGCGGUAGCGGGGAAGUGAAUAAAGUGAGGUAUAGUUUCAUAACCGUUCGAGUUGUGCUUCUGCGUGUGCUUGUGCUUCUACUUCUACUUCCACUUUUAGGGUUUUCCAGUCUUCUAGCCUCUGCGUGUCCAUGCACAAUCUUUCUCCAUUGGAACUCGCGCUGUUGUGUGUGUAGGGUUUGGGUUUGACAAUGGAUAAUUAUUACCUUUCUCAACACUCCCAAUUCGAAUCUGAGACUGACGCCUACAAUGCUGAUGUCAAUGGCGAUCACGCUAAGCCUUCUUUCAAUCGUCGCGAUUCCUCUUCAGGAAAACUCUUCGUUGGAGGCAUUUCUUGGGAGACUUCUCAAGAGUCAUUUUUUAAUUACUUCAGCAAAUAUGGAGAAGUAACAGAUUCAGUGAUAAUGACGAAUAAACUUUCUGGAAGGCCACGUGGGUUUGGCUUUGUAACAUUUGCCGAUUCAGCUGUUGCAGAUGAAGUUUUGGCACAAGAACAUACCAUUGAUGGCAGAGUGGUUGAAGUGAAGAGGACAGUCCCUAGGGAGGACAUGGAAGUUAUUGGAGUAUUAAAAACAAAGAAGAUAUUUGUUGGGGGAAUACCCCAGUUUUUCGCUGAUGAUGAUUUGAAGGAAUACUUUUCACCUUAUGGAGAUGUUAUUGACUGCCAAAUCAUGCUAGAUCACAAUAGUGGGCGAUCUAGAGGCUUUGGAUUUGUCACUUUUGACAAUGAAGAUUCAGUUGAUAAGGUUUUUUCAGUGGGGAAAAUACAUGAAAUUGGAGGCAAGCAGGUUGAGAUUAAGAGAGCUGAGCCCAAAAGAUCUGCAGUUGAUAACAGCAGCAACACCUCACGAAAAUCAUAUGGUGGUUUUGGCAAUGGAAUGGAUGGAUAUGGCGGGAAUAGUUCUAGAAAUCGCAAUCAUGGAAAAAGAGGUGGACAGUAUUCAGAUUCUGGAAUGAACGGAGCAUAUAACCAUUUUGAGGGGAGCUUUAAUGGAAAUGCUGCCACUGUUUAUGGUGGCUAUUGUGGAUAUGGUUAUGGAUUUGGAUAUGGUGGGCCAAUGUAUUGCUUUGGCGGUUAUGGAGUCAAUUCAUAUGGUAAUCCUAUGGGUUAUGGUGGCAUUGCUUCCUAUGGAGAUGGUAAUGCAUAUGGAAGAACUGGUAAUUUCAAUCGCACUGGUGGCUAUGACAGUGGCAAAGUGGCUGAGAAGGAUGAUGGUCCUACUUCUGGAAGGUACCAUCCUUACUGGAAGUGAUUUGCUAUACAAAGUCAGCAGACCGUGCAAUGCCUAAUGGUAUGGCUGCAGCAGCAGUACCACCCCUCAGGUUUGCUCCAGAUAUCAUUCAUUCAGAUCGCAAUUUGGAAAACAAAAAGUAUGUAAGUUGUAUCUGAUGGAUUUUGCAAAACUUGAAUUUCUUUGAUAAGUACAUGGCGGAUUUCUGGAAGCGUCAUAUAAUGAGAGAUAGACGCUGGUAAUUUAGUUACCAAAGUCCAAAAUCACACAUACACAUAAAUUUCUCGCUGCAACUAUGUUAAAUGUCAGGUUUAUAUUCAAAACCCUCUCGAGGGACAUGGUAUACAUACUAGAGCCAAGACGAGGUGAACAUUGGUUUAUCUAGGUUUUAAGCGAAUUUGUUCGAUAUGACAUAAUUUAGGAGUAAACUUAUAUUUUUGUAUAUAUUGAAAUACCUUUGAAUUGUGUUUUUAAUAUUCUGGUUGAAAUAUUUGCA